GUUGGCCCUGUCGCAGUUGUCAGCCUGAACGAACUCUCACAAAUUCUGGGCAGCCUAUAACAUAAGUUUGAGCACCGGGCGAUUGCUCAGUCGGAAAUAACCUGCGAGGACGACAGCAUACCGGCAACGGAAGCGAAGCUCAUCAUGGUGCAGAUAUCGCAGACCGAGGAGGACAUCAAAAUUUCAAUUGAACUGAAUCGUCUGGUGACACGGAAGCCGGACGUUGUCCUGCUGCCCCAGUACUUGAAGUUCAACAAUCCACCCAUAUUCUUUGAGCGUCAUCUGGCCCAAGAGAUCGACGAGAUGGCCAGCUUCUGUCGCAUCUUCAAGAACGAGGCACGCAUCGUGCUGGUUAAGAAGGAGAAGGGCGUUUGGCCAGAGAUGUUUCAGAAGCUGGACAAGGAGGCACUCUUGAAGAAGCGCCUGGAAAUCGCCGAUCUGAUUGUGGAGCGCAACAAGCAGCGCGAUCAGCAGGCCAUGGAACGGUACGAGAACAAGCGUCGCGCCGAAAUCUCAAAGGAAAUUAAGCGCGAGACAGAAAUGAAGGAUCGCGUCAAGCAGUUCCAAGAUAAUGCACGUCGUGAGGCGCUCGUCGUGGAUGUGCGAAAGGAGACAUCCAUGAAAUCUGUCAGUCCUUCAUUAAACGCCCCCUCCCACCAACAACAACAACCACCCGCAGUGACAGCUGCUUCUCGCCUGUCCACGCCACUCAUGCGUCCACCAAUGUCCGGCGUCCGUGGCAGUGGACGCAUCAGUGUAAGCUUCACCAAUGAACACAAGCGGGUCACUCCGAAGCGCGAGUCCCAGACAAACAUACAGAUGGCCUUUGCCGCGGCUGGCAAGCCCACUGACCCAUCCAUGAAGUCUCCCAUGGAUACUCUCGAUGAAUGAGUAUCAUUCCACAUCAUACUAUCAGAUAGCCCCCCCUUGUGCAUGCGUGUGUGUGUUGGCUUGUGCAAAAAUACUGUUUCCUAUUUUCGUAACUCUACAAAUGUAUGCUUUAAUUAAACUUAAAUACAAGUU
Molecule: messenger RNA, 1023 nt
Organism: Drosophila obscura
Lineage: Eukaryota; Metazoa; Arthropoda; Insecta; Diptera; Drosophilidae
Gene: Dnaaf4
Exons: 2
Coding region: 145-891 (248 amino acids)
Biological process (GO): cilium movement; outer dynein arm assembly; inner dynein arm assembly
Source: RefSeq, a predicted model, not a curated record